This is a messenger RNA of Perca fluviatilis (European perch), 2331 nucleotides long. RefSeq lists its product as uncharacterized. Lineage: Eukaryota; Metazoa; Chordata; Actinopteri; Perciformes; Percidae. Bases 1089 to 1709 code for a protein of 206 amino acids. The transcript has 13 exons. The record is from RefSeq and is a predicted model, not a curated record.
CAAUGACUGGUCCCCACAAAGAUAGUGAAACGCACUAUGUGUGUGUGUGUGUGUGUGGGCCUCAUCUCUCCAGUUUGCAGUUUGCAGCUGUGAGUGUCUGAAAGAGGGCAGUUUGAUCAGCCCACACACACACACCUCAGCUCGUUCUCUGCGACCGAGCCGAGAGUUUGAUGCCAGUGAGUCACCUCGUCGGUUGUCUCUUUGGACAAACUAUCCUGAGCUGAUGGUCGGUCGCCAUCUUGCACGGACGAGGACAGCAUCACAGGGUCUGUGGCGGGAACUGAAGCGAUCUGAUUGGUAAAGAUGGGACCAUAUGGCUCUUGUCCUGACUGGAUUCUGUCCCAGAUAGACAUGGGUGCUGAUUGGAUUUGUGUUGCGAUUUUCAUUUAGUGCGAUUGUAGAAGUUUUGUGAUUCGAUAGUAUUGAGUAUUGGGAUUUACUUUUCCUUCUUUAACCAAAACAUAAGAUGAAUUCAGCACGUCUAGACACAAUAUUGCAUCAGACAUUUCUAAAAUCUGAUAGGUUUCUAAGAAGAAUGCACAUCACAUGUCAGUCAGACAGACAGUCAGACAGACAGACAGACAGUCAGAUUGGUGGAGAGAGAGAGAGAGACAGUCAGUCAGUCAGUCAGUCAGAUAUUUAUUGACUUUAUAAAGAAGAACUUAAGAUGGAUCUUCUGCUUUUUUAGCUGGAAACGGACGUGCUGUGGUCUCCGUGGACGGUACCGUAGAAACAGAGCAAACAGUAAAUAGAGAAUAUUGAUUCUACGGAAAAUUAUCUCUUCUAAAAACUCUCCUCCCCUCCCCUCCCCUCCCCUCCUGAUUGGCUGCAGCAGCGAGAGACAGAGGAGGAGACAGACAGACAGAGAGAGAGAGAGGGAGGGAGGGAGGGAGGGAGAGCUGAAGUAGGUCUCCAGAUCUGAGCCCAGAAGUCUUCAGGCAUGGCGGAUGUCAUACAGUAGUCGCCUCAUGUGGACCAGAUACUACGGGGGGACACGAGACCAGCAGCAGGCCCCGAAACUUCACCAGUCCUCCUCCGUCGUACCACCAGCUCUCCAACCGCCGGCAGUCCUCACCUGCAGGUGAAACAUGGCUGCCUCCUGGCUGAUCUGGGUUUUGGCGGUCGCUAUCUUCGUCUCCAUGGUGCUCCUGGCUGUCGUGUGUCUGCACUGCCGGAACAAAGGCCCUCUGGUCUCCAUCAGGCAGGCUUCAGAGGACUACAUGCCAUCAAACCAGUUCAGAGUCAUCCAUCCAUCUCAUACGAACACCGACCUGAGCUCCAUCCACCCCUCCUCCAACCUGCUGUCACCUUUCUCGUCUUCUGCUCAUCCGGGAACUCAGCGGAGAUUCCCGUCCAUCACCCCGACAGAAACUGAAAGUAAUCCAAGUUAUGAGAAUCCAGCAGACGGUCCUGACUACAUAAACGCAGAGAGCGAUGCAGAAGACCCCGGCUACAUAAUCGUGUUGCCCGAAGGUGAGACUCCUCUGACCAAUCAGAGCCGAGCCUCGACGCCCAGUUCAGAUGUUCUACACGAUUAUGAAAACGUCCCAGAGAAGAGCGAGGACAGAGACUAUCUGAAUGUGGAGCCGCUGCACUUUCAACGAUCGACACCGGAUCUGUCGGCUCAAAGCGACAGCGAUGACGACGACGAUGAUGAUGAUGAUGAAGGGAACUACGUGAACGUGCACGAUGGGACUCUGACUGACUGACCGACCGCAGUGAGCUUUUAAACUGCCAUCACCGCUGUUCUUCUUCCUCCUUUAUUAAGUCACGGUGGUGUUUAUUUAAAAGAAAUGAAAAACGGAGAACGAGAAAUGACCUUUAACGGACGACAGAAACUGCUUUUCUCUCUGAAGGAUCAGCUGAAGGUUUCACAAAAACAGAGAGAGGUUUCCGCUGUGGCGGCUUUUUCUUACCAACCAGGGGCCGAAACGUGCAUCUGUAGGAAAACAACAUCUUUCAUUAUUUAUAAAUCUCACUGAGAGAAACUGUGCUCACGUCCACAGUUACCCAGAGAUGAUUGGCUGUGGUCGCGGCCUUUAAGAACGCCAAAACAAGCGCUUAAAGGUGGGGUCACCUCGAGCUCUGACUGUUAGAUCGCCAACGCCAUUUUUCAUGUUCUAUAGACCACACGUGUAUAAUCUAUGAGUAACCUUUUAAAGAGAGAUGUGUGCGAGACCUGCAUAUUUUUGUGUUUUUGAAUCAGUAUUUACGGAAGAUUAAUAUUACAAAUGGACCUUUUUCACAGCAGACAUGUUGACUUGUCAUAGUAGGAAAAGCACAGCUGAGACUGAUAACAUUAACGAUGGCUCAGUUCCAUCAAGUGUCCCA